Molecule: messenger RNA, 1243 nt
Organism: Mollisia scopiformis
Lineage: Eukaryota; Fungi; Ascomycota; Leotiomycetes; Helotiales; Mollisiaceae
Exons: 2
Coding region: 46-999 (317 amino acids)
Biological process (GO): translation
Cellular component (GO): mitochondrial small ribosomal subunit; ribosome
Molecular function (GO): structural constituent of ribosome; RNA binding
Source: RefSeq, a predicted model, not a curated record
GUCUUGGGUCUUGGACAUUUGCGGUUCGAAGUGUAUGCUUUCGCCAUGAAGAAGAUUGCAUGGCUUCCUGCAGGUCUUCGAGGAAACCUGCAAUGGACACAAUGCCCUCGAGCGAUUAUUUCCAACACCUUUCCACGAGGGCCAGGGUUCCAAGCUCCUAAAAAUCAAUUUUCGACGUCGAAUCACCUGCAAGCCAGCAUCGCAGCUCCUGAAGUACGAUUUAAGAACCAAGGCUCAGAGGGGGAUGAAUUGGAAGGGGGGGCCGUCUUCAAUGCUCGACUUGUGCCCAACUCAGCUUCAUAUUUCACAGCACAACCAAUCUUUACUGACGAUCUUCUCAAACUACAAAACAUCCUCAAACGAUACGCAAAUCUACCUGUUCUGAAACCAGGCGAUGCACCUCGAGUGGCAUGGAGGUCAUUGGCAGAUUACAGGAAUCUGGUGGGCGAGACAGUGAAAGCUGCCAAAUAUUCAAAGAUCGUCGAGGUUCUGCACAGGCUGAACCACAUCCACCCGUCUCUCAUGCCGCAAGAGGUCCAGGAAGCGUUGAAUGAGUAUAAGAGAGAUGUGAACCCUUAUCAGAACCAGGCGAAGCUGGGCCAUGUGAAUACUUUAGGCAAAGCUUUGGGGGUCGGCCGAAGGAAGUCGUCAAGUGCGAGAGCUUGGGUCGUUGAUGGAACUGGAGAAGUCUUGGUGAAUGGUAAAACACUCACAGAAGCGUUUGGGAGGAUUCAUGACCGAGAGAGCGCAAUUUGGGCAUUGAAGUGCACGAACAGGGUGGAUAAGUACAAUGUCUGGGCUCUAGUGUCGGGCGGUGGAACAACAGGUCAAGCAGAAGCCCUGACCCUAGCAGUUGGAAAGGCUCUUCUUGCCCAUGAGCCUGCAUUAAAGCCUGCUUUACGAAGAGCUGGAUGUAUGACGCGUGAUCCUAAGCGGGUUGAGAGAAAGAAGCCAGGCCAUGUCAAGGCAAGGAAAAUGCCAGCAUGGGUUAAGAGAUGAAUAGUGUAUUAUAUUGGAUUGACAAUGAGAUGUUGAACAACAAAUUUUCCAACCAUGUGACUGUUGGAAUACAUCCAUAAGUUAGAAUCCCUCAAGAUAAGGCGAGCGGUAAUGUUUGGAGACAAUCCGAGUAUUGGAGGUGGCGCACGACAGACGGACAUCCAAUAUCAAGAUGGAGACUCUUUUUCAGCUAUAUUUAUCUUGACUACUCUAUAUUUAGAUAGGCUCAAUGCUGUUCCCAGAU